AUGGAUGUAACGGACCCUAUUCUCCAGCUGGCCCCUGACUACGACGUCGUCCAUCCCAUCAAGGUGGACGAGAGCGGGUCCUUUCUGUCCUAUGAUCUGUCUCAGCGCGCAGUUCACAAGAGGGCCCUCUCCCCAAGGACCGGUUUGCCCGCCUUUUAUGAACUGCAUUACAAAGGACAGCACCUGAGGUUCAACUUAAGCCUCAACAGCCAGCUCCUGGCUCCUGGGUUUGUGAGCGAGCGGCGCUAUGGAGGAAUCGCUGAGGCCAAGAUCCACUCCUACGGUCACAAUUCCUGCCACAUGCUUGGAGAGGUUCAGAGCCAGGCGCUGAAAGGGGGUUUGGCAGCUGUGAGCACCUGUGAUGGGCUGAAAGGUGCAUUUCGGCUUGCUAACGAAGACUAUUUAAUUGAGCCUCUGCCUGUAAAUACGCAUGAAGACCGCGCAGCCCGACCCCACCGGAUAUAUAAACGCCAUGCACCAAAACAUGGGCAAGAAGACUUGAUGGUGGAAUCCAGCAGAAAGCAAGAAAGGAACCAGCCCACUACUGUGAGAACGUGUGGUGUGCAAGAAUCGCAGAAGAGCCUGGAGAAGUCUGAGAAACGGCGGGAACGCUGGGAGCAGAAACAGCAGAAGAAGCGGAGAAUAAAGCAGCGCUCCAUCAGCAAGGAGAAGUGGGUGGAAACGCUGGUGGUAGCAGAUACCAAGAUGGUGGAAUAUCACGGGAGUGAAAACAUCGAGAAAUACGUCCUGACCGUCAUGAACAUGGUGGCAGGUAUAUUCCACGAUGCCAGCAUCGGAAACCCGAUCAACAUUGCCAUUGUGCGGCUAAUCCUGCUGGAAGAUGACGAGGAGGAGCUGAAAAUCACCCACCACGCCGACAACACCCUGAGAAGCUUUUGCAAGUGGCAGAAAAGCAUCAAUGUGAAAGGAGACUCCCACCCGCAGCAUCACGACGUGGCUGUCCUGCUCACAAGGAAAGACAUCUGUGCAGCCAUGAACCGGCCGUGUGAGACUCUGGGUCUGUCUCAUGUGUCAGGAAUGUGCCAGCCACACCGAAGCUGCAAUAUCAAUGAGGAUACAGGCCUGCCCCUGGCUUUCACCGUGGCACAUGAACUCGGACACAGUUUUGGGAUUCAGCAUGAUGGAAGCGGCAAUGACUGUGAGCCAGUUGGGAAAAGACCUUUCGUCAUGUCUCCACAGCUCCUGUAUGACACCUCUCCGCUCACCUGGUCGCGCUGCAGCAGGGAAUACAUCACACGGUUCCUUGACCGGGGCUGGGGUCUGUGCCUGGACGAUCCACCGGCCAAGGACGUGGUUGACUUCCCCUUAGUCCCCCCCGGAGUCCUCUAUGACGUUAGCCAUCAGUGCCGGCUACAGUACGGACAAUAUUCCACCUUCUGUGAUGACAUGGAUAGCGUCUGCAACACACUCUGGUGCACAGUGGGCAACACGUGCCACUCGAAGCUGGACGCGGCUGUGGACGGCACCAAGUGUGGCGAGAACAAGUGGUGCUUCAAUGGGGAGUGCAUGCCAGUGGGCUUCCGCCCCGAUGCCAUCGACGGCAGCUGGGGAGCCUGGAGUUCCUGGGCGAGCUGCUCGCGGACGUGCGGCACUGGCGUGCAAAACGCGGAGCGCCAGUGCAGCAACCCCACGCCAAAGUACGGCGGGAAAUACUGUCUCGGCGAGCGGAAGCGGUUUCGCAUCUGUAACAUCAAGCCGUGUCCCGCCGACAAACCGUCUUUCCGCCAGCUCCAGUGCAGCCAGUUCGACCCCAUGCUGUACAAGGGGAAGCUGUACAAGUGGACACCCGUGCUCCACAAUGUGAAUCUGUGCGAGUUGCACUGCCGCCCGGAAGACGACUACUUUGCGGAAAAGCUUCGUGAUGCCGUCAUUGAUGGGACUCCGUGCUACGAUGGGAACGGCAGCCGGGACAUCUGCAUCAAUGGUAUUUGCAAGAACGUGGGCUGCGACUACGAGAUCGACUCCAACGCCGUCGAGGACCGGUGCGGCGUGUGCCACGGUGAUGGGUCCACCUGCCAGACAGUGAAGAAGACAUUCGAGGAGAGCGAGGGGCUGGGUUACGUUGACAUCGGGAUGAUCCCCGCUGGAGCCCGUGAGAUUAGGAUCGAAGAGGUGGCAGAAGCCGGGAAUUUUCUGGCUUUGAGGAGUGAAGAUCCUGAGAAAUAUUUCCUGAACGGCGGCUGGACCAUCCAGUGGAACGGGGACUACAAAGUGGCCGGGACAACUUUCACCUACGAGAGGACAGGCAACUGGGAGAACCUCACAUCCCCCGGGCCCACGGGGGAGCCGGUCUGGAUCCAGCUGCUGUUUCAGGAGAGUAACCCAGGGGUUCGCUACCAAUACACUAUCCGCAGGGAGUCCGAGAACGAGAACGAGAUUCAGCCGGCAGAGUUUUUCUGGCACUACGGCUCCUGGACAAAGUGCACCGCGACCUGUGGGACAG
Molecule: messenger RNA, 2464 nt
Organism: Alligator sinensis (Chinese alligator)
Lineage: Eukaryota; Metazoa; Chordata; Crocodylia; Alligatoridae
Product: A disintegrin and metalloproteinase with thrombospondin motifs 7
Exons: 16
Biological process (GO): proteolysis; extracellular matrix organization
Cellular component (GO): extracellular matrix
Molecular function (GO): metalloendopeptidase activity
Source: RefSeq, a predicted model, not a curated record